GCGUGUCGUCAUCAGCGAGCGCCUCAAGCGCUGGGCGGCGACGGGCAGCCCCGGCGGCAGUUUCUUAUCCUUCCAGAGCUUUGAUGCACACAAUCGGUUUGUGAGAGGAAAAAAAAUAAUAAAAAAAUGACAACUCAGUAUAGUAUUCUCUUCAAGCAAGAACAAGCGCACGACGAUGCAAUUUGGUCGGUUGCUUGGGGCAAAAACAGAAACGACGGCUCGGAGACCGUAAUCUCAGGCUCUCUGGAUGACCUGGUGAAAGUCUGGAAAUGGAAUGACGAGAAGCUGGACCUCAAGUGGACCUUAGAAGGUCAUCAGCUGGGUGUCGUUUCUGUGGACAUUAGUCACACAGGCACAGUUGCUGCGUCCAGCUCAUUAGAUGCUCACAUCCGCAUUUGGGACUUGGACACUGGCAAACAGAUCAAGUCAAUAGAUGCUGGGCCAGUUGAUGCUUGGUCGCUGGCUUUUUCUCCCGAUUCCCAGUAUGUGGCAACCGGAAGCCACAUCGGAAAAGUCAACAUAUUUGGCGUUGAGACUGGAAAAAAGGAAUAUUCCUUGGACACUCGAGGGAAAUUCAUCCUAAGUAUCGCCUAUAGUCCAGAUGGAAAAUAUCUAGCCAGCGGAGCUAUCGAUGGGAUUAUCAAUAUUUUUGAUAUUGCAACCGGGAAACUUCUCCACACGUUGGAAGGUCACGCCAUGCCUAUCCGUUCCUUGACGUUUUCUCCAGACUCUCAGUUGCUUGUGACUGCGUCAGAUGAUGGCUACAUCAAGAUAUAUGAUGUACAGCAUGCCAACUUGGCAGGCACUCUGAGUGGCCACGGAUCUUGGGUAUUAAAUGUAGCCUUUUGCCCUGAUGAUACCCAUUUUGUUUCCAGCUCAUCAGACAAAACGGUCAAAGUUUGGGACGUGCCUUCCAGGACCUGCGUCCACACCUUCUUUGACCAUCAAGACCAGGUCUGGGGCGUGCAGUACAAUGGGAACGGCUCAAAAAUUGUCUCUGUUGGGGACGAUCAAGAAAUACACGUUUAUGAUUGUCCUGUAUAAAAAGAUUUCUGCUUGCGAGAGCUAUUGAGGUCGGUUGUCUGAAAAAUAUUUUGAUACUCUUUGAAAAAUCUUAUAGAUGGGAAUCUGAAAAUUAUCUAGGUGGGCGCUUUGCUGUUUUGUUUUUUUUUAUUGUUUUAAAGCUAAAUAAACCCCUGCUGUGGCAUCUGAGCAG
Messenger RNA from Protobothrops mucrosquamatus (brown spotted pit viper), 1216 nucleotides. It is a transcript of the gene SKIC8, whose product is annotated as WD repeat domain 61. The record is from RefSeq and is a predicted model, not a curated record. The coding region runs from base 127 to 1044 and encodes 305 amino acids. NCBI's taxonomy places the organism in Eukaryota, Metazoa, Chordata, Lepidosauria, Squamata, Viperidae. Gene Ontology annotation, cellular component: Cdc73/Paf1 complex. Gene Ontology annotation, molecular function: protein binding. The transcript is spliced from 11 exons.